Molecule: messenger RNA, 1224 nt
Organism: Colletotrichum siamense
Lineage: Eukaryota; Fungi; Ascomycota; Sordariomycetes; Glomerellales; Glomerellaceae
Gene: epoA-0
Product: putative epoxide hydrolase
Exons: 4
Coding region: 1-1224 (407 amino acids)
Biological process (GO): epoxide metabolic process
Molecular function (GO): epoxide hydrolase activity
Source: RefSeq, a predicted model, not a curated record
AUGUCGCAUACAGGGUUUGGAGUUGUCCCGGCAUUUGCCAUCAAGAGGCCUGAAGUGUUCAACUUCCAAAUCUCCAAUUUGCAAAUCGAAACCCUUACAACGCUUCUUCGACUUUGUCCCAUAGCCCCGGAAACAUGGUACAACAGGCAAGAAGAUCUUGAAUUUGGCCUCAGUCGCCGAUGGAUGAUCGAGGCUAGAGAUGAAUGGCUCGAAUUCAACUUCCAUCAAUUCGAAAACGACGUCAAUCUUUUUCCCAACUUCAGAAUACCCAUCGAAGACCCUGACCAUGGUACAGUGUCCAUACACUUCGUAGGUCUCUUUUCAAAAAAGCAUGAUGCGGUUCCGAUUAUCUUCAUGCACGGUUGGCCUGGGUCGUUCCUUGAAUUCAGACCAAUGCUGCGACUACUCACGCAAAGAUUCACUCCUGAAACUCUUCCUUAUCACAUUAUCGUGCCCUCGAUACCAGGUUACGGACUUUCGUCAAGUGGCAACCUGGAAAAUGAACUCACUCUGGAUCAAGCGCCGCGACUGAUGCACCAACUUAUGAUGGAGCUUGGUUUUGGUACUGGGUACGUCGCACAGGGAGGCGACGUUGGUAGCAAUCUGGCUGGACAGAUGUCCGCAAGAUUCGAGGAAUGCAAGGCGUAUCAUCUCAACUUCUUAGGCCCCGAACCUGGGGACGAUUUGUCGACUGUCCAGAGUCCAACCUCGGAAGAACAGGAGCAGAUGGAACGAGGGAAGAACUUCGCUUUCAGUGGUUCUGCAUACGUUUUCGAGCACGGUUUCAGACCAGCAACCAUAGGUCACUGCAUUGCGUCGAGCCCAAUUGCGUUACUAGCUUGGAUUGGUGAGAAAUACGUCCACUGGACCGAUCCCCUGCACCGACUAAGCAUCCAAACCAUUCUCGAGCUCACCACACUAUACUGGUUGACGGAAACAUUUCCACGGAGUCUUUAUCCGUAUCGCCACCUGGCACCAGUGCUAGCAUCCGGUGACUCGCUUUCAAUCAGCAAGUCCACGAUAAAGCCGUUCGGGUAUGCGGCAUAUCCCUUCGAGUGUGUUCUCAUGCCAAAGGCAUGGGCACAUCAGGUGUAUCCCAAUUUAAUCCAAUACAGUAGACAGGAAAAGGGCGGGCACUUUGCAGCUCUAGAGCAGCCUGAGAUUUUCCUUGACGAUGUGCUCAGAUUUGUUGAGCUGGUAAGGUCUAGGGGCAUUUUCGUGUAA